Messenger RNA from Melanotaenia boesemani (Boeseman's rainbowfish), 2491 nucleotides. Its product is annotated as F-box only protein 40-like. Lineage: Eukaryota; Metazoa; Chordata; Actinopteri; Atheriniformes; Melanotaeniidae. Gene Ontology annotation, molecular function: zinc ion binding; protein binding; ubiquitin protein ligase activity. The transcript has 8 exons. Bases 17 to 2209 code for a protein of 730 amino acids. Gene Ontology annotation, cellular component: cytoplasm. The record is from RefSeq and is a predicted model, not a curated record.
ACCAAGACAUCCAGUUAUGAGUCAUCGAUCUCGAGCCUCCAGAGUGCAACAGCAUGUGCACUGUAAUACCUGCUACAGCCGACGUUGCAGGACCCGGGUGGAGGUCUCUGUAUGCUGUGUGCUCACCUCCUGCCGACUGCUCUGUGGAGCUGUAUUCCACCUCUGCAAAGAGGAGGAUCACCUGCUGCUCUGCCCUAAUGUAAGGGUGCCCUGCCUCAAUGCUGCCUUUGGCUGCACUCUCCAGAUGCCCCGCUCUUUACAAGCAGCUCACCUCCAGGUGUGCCCAGCUAGCGUGGUGUGUUGCACCAUGGAGUGGCUUCGCUGGCCGACUGAUGACACAAACCCACACAGCUUUAAUGCCCUGCAGGACAAUGUGUUGAAGGACAGUGAAGCACAGGUGGAUGCUCUAGAUGUUGCCAUGGCUAUGGUUGAUCAGUCAGACCUGUUCAAUCGCCUCAAAAUGAAACCCCUCUAUCCAGAGCUGAUGGAUCCAGAAGAAGAACCGGAAAUAAAGGAAGAGGUGAAAGAGGAGGCAGCAGUUGGAGGCUUUGUUGAAAAUCUUCCACAAAAAGAUGUCAGUGAAAGUCUUUCUGACAACAGCACAUGCACAAACAAUGUUGUGGAAGAAGCUCCACAAAGCAGUGUGGGACAAAGAUUAGUCAUCAACAAAGAAAAAUAUAACCUGUUUGAGAUGAUGUUCAACAUGGACAGAGGUGGCUGUGAGGUUGCUCAGGAAAGACUAGAAAAUCCAACAAAAAAGCAAGAGUCCAAGACCCAGGGUGUGAGGGAUGCAAAAGAGGAUGAGAGCGAAGCGAACACAUCUGCAGUCCACAAAAAACCAGAGAAAGAGAGUUCUGCUGUGGACAAAAACUGCCCUCCAGCUGACACAAGUAAGACCGGGCUGGCUCCCUGGCAGGAAGGGGUUCUGGAGCGUUUGUGUCAGGAGCUCACCCCACAGGAGUACAACAUGUACGUAGUGCAUCAUGGGCGCAUGCUGCUCGCCUUUGGGCAAAUCGAAGCUUGUACACCAAGGGAGAAAGACUUUGUCUACGGCAACUUGGAGCCUAUUCCUGUCCAGACACUACGCUCUUUCAAGGUCCCUGACAGCUAUCACUACAGACGGCGGGUUCAUCAGUACGACCAGGCUGCACGAGUACAGAGUGAACGCAGAGGUGUCGACACAUCAGACCUCGGAGUCAGUGAAGAUAACUGGUUCACCGAUGAAGCAGCAGCCACCCUGCUGGGCUAUGCUGAACAGGCAGUCAUGGGUCACAAGAUCAGUGAGUCAAAAGGGGCUGAUGGGCUCUAUGUUGACAUAGGAACGCAGACAUACUCUUUCCGCUCAGCUCCAUUUAAACGAAAGACCACUUUGGCAGAAGUGAUGACAGACAGACCAAGGAAACUUCAUCUGCAGCUGCAGGCAGAGAGCGUGAGCAGCAGACACCACAGAGCCAGCUGUGCGUUCACCUUCCUCUGUGGUCACACCUUCCACCGCAGGGAGUUUGCCACACACUUCAGAAACGUGCACAGCGACAUUCAGACCUGUCUUAGUGGAUGGUUUGAAGAGAGAUGCCCCUUGGCAUAUCUGGGAUGCACCUACAGCCAGAGGAGGUUUCAGCCAUCCACACACAAAGCCACCGUUACCUACAAUCAGCAGCUGAGAAGUUUCAAUUUGCGCCCGACCGUUCUACCUUCACAAGAUAACAAAUCCUCCAGCAGCACUGUGGACUCCUCCACUGCUCAGAGUAGUAGUAGUGGCUUUAAUGGGGCUGAGGACUCUUUAAGUGUGCUGCCCUAUGAGGUGCUGUGCCACAUGGCCAGCUUCCUGGACAGUCUGUCCCUGUCCCAGCUGGCUCUGGUGUCCAGGCUCAUGAGGCAGGUGUGCUCCUCUUUGCUGCAGGAGAGAGGGAUGAUCACCCUGCGCUGGGAAAAGCAGACUUCCACACAUGGACGAGCCAAGUGGACAGCUAAGCCUGUUUGGGAGUUCAGUCAUCUGUUCUCCUCAGUGGAUUCGUGGCAUAUGGCAGAUAUCCCUCCUAUUUCUGCUCAUUUAAAAGUCUGUCCAUAUUACCAGACCUCUGUGCACAGUGAGCCAGUUCCCCUGCUCAACAUGAGUGAGAAAAAGAAACAGAAUCAGAGCAGCAGCCAGAAGAAUCCAAGCCUUGUUAAUCAUUUCACUGGAAAUGCAUGGCAAAAUAAAAAUAAAUGAAUAAAUAAAAAAAGAAAAUACUGCAAAUACUGUAUAAAGAUCAUUUACUCAAAUCUUUAUGUCACAAAUCAUUAGACAUAAUUAAUGCAGUCUACCCAAACUUUGUGGCUGAAUGAGUACAGUCGUCAGUCUUUUACUGCAACAUGUCUGGUAUUUUUUCAUCUUUUUCUUCAUUAAUAAUGAUAGUAACAUACAUUGUUAAUGAGAAAGUAUUCAGGGAUCUGAUAAAAGUGUUGGGAUGCAACAACAUGAGUUAAGUUUCAUAGAGCUGAAAUUAAUAAA